AUGGCGCCAACAUCCUCCAAAGGGAAAACUCCCUCCACCAACAAAGGCAAUAAAUCAGCCUCAUCAGGAUACAAAGUCAGCAAAUCCAGCUCCAAGGCCAAAGUGAAACGCCCUCCUCCGAAAGAAGUAAAAUCGCAAUCCCGCAGCGCUCCCAACCGACAGAAGAAAACGAAGACGAGGGAAUAUACAGAGAAGGAAUUGGAUCUACCAGCUUUAAAUAUGAUUACGCCCGUUGGCGUGCAGACCCCGAGGGGAAAGAAAAAGGGAAAGACGUUUGUGGAUGAUCAGGAGAGCAUGAUGACCAUCCUCGCAAUUGUCAGCGCAGAGAAAGAAGGACAAAUAGAAUCCAAGAUGAUGAAAGCCCGACAAAUGGAGGAGAUUCGAGAAGCUAAAAGGAAAGAGGCAGAGGCUAGGGCAGACAAGCGGAAAUCGAAAUUGGAGAAUAUCAAGGAUGAGUUGCGAAACAAGAAGAAGAAGAAAUCAAGCAAUGGCCCUACAGAGGAUAAAGAAAAAGGUCGGAAAUCGAAAGAAAAGCGCAAGAGCGUUUCUUUUGCAUGA
Talaromyces atroroseus is the source of this 558-nucleotide messenger RNA. RefSeq names its product 60S ribosomal subunit assembly/export protein LOC1. Gene Ontology annotation, molecular function: mRNA binding. Gene Ontology annotation, biological process: ribosomal large subunit biogenesis; intracellular mRNA localization. The record is from RefSeq and is a predicted model, not a curated record. Lineage: Eukaryota; Fungi; Ascomycota; Eurotiomycetes; Eurotiales; Trichocomaceae. The transcript is spliced from 3 exons. The coding region runs from base 1 to 558 and encodes 185 amino acids. Gene Ontology annotation, cellular component: preribosome, large subunit precursor; nucleolus.